Molecule: messenger RNA, 1273 nt
Organism: Macadamia integrifolia
Lineage: Eukaryota; Viridiplantae; Streptophyta; Magnoliopsida; Proteales; Proteaceae
Product: protein MODIFIER OF SNC1 11-like
Exons: 6
Coding region: 134-775 (213 amino acids)
Biological process (GO): poly(A)+ mRNA export from nucleus
Cellular component (GO): nucleus
Source: RefSeq, a predicted model, not a curated record
CAAAAGAAAAAGGGAGAGACAGAGAGCGAAAAAUCUGUAUGAAGGCAUUAGCAAAAUCCGAAAGCGCUCCUCCGUUGUCUGUAAUCCACUCUCGCUAGCUCUGUUCCUGUUUCGACAAGCUCGAGUUUCAUCAAUGGCGUCGACGGAGAUGCAGAAACCCAAGGAAGCAGAACUCUCCGAUCCAGUUACUAUAAAAGGCCUUGACACAGUUAUCCACCAGGCAUCGCUUACAGAACGUCUCGAUUCAUCCGCCAAUCCAUCUACUCGACCUUCUGAUCCUGCAACGGAUGUAACGAAGAAGGAAGGAGAAGAAUCAACGGAAAGCGCCGCUGUGAGUAGCGAAGAUAUGACGUGUCCAGGUGCUGCCGACGCUCCAGUGUCUGAUCUUCAGAAAAAGAUCCGUCGUGCAGAGCGUUUCGGGAUGUCCGUUCAGCUCUCCGAAGAAGAAAAGCGGAACUCUCGAGCCGAAAGGUUUGGCACUGCACCUGCCUCACAUGGAUCAAAUGUCUCUCAGAAAUCAGAGGAGCAGAAGAGAAAAGCUAGGGCGGAGAGGUUUGGGCUUCCGUCACAGUUGCUUGCCAAUGAGGAGGCGAAGAAGAAAGCUCGUUUAGCUAGAUUUGCAUCAGUUUCCAAGAUGGAUAAUGCUGAAGAACAGAAAAAGAAGGCAAGAGAAAUCAGGUUUUCAGAAACUACAUCUGGUGCUUCAUCAAAAGUCAAUGGGAGGGCCAAUUCUGUGCAGACGGCUAUUGUGGCUAAGGCCCAUGGAGGGACUUAGUGUUGGUGGCUUUAUUUAACAGCUCUCCCAUUUGGCAGAUAUAAUCUUCUGGCAUUUUGUACUUUCCCUGAUGGCUUCUAAGCCAGUGUUUACUUUUGCAUAUAUGGACUUGCAAAUGACUAAGGUUGAGCUCGACUAGUUCUCAUACCAUGUCUUCUACAAGGAUGGAGAAAAAUGUUGGCAGCGUGGAACUGUUUUUCUUUACGGUGAUGCAUUGUAGACGUAUUUAUGAUGUGGGAGCAGGAAAAAAAUUCAUGGAGACUGUUGGACUGGAGGAAUAGAUCGGUUCUCGACAUGACUGACAUUUUGUGUUCUACUCCAAUUAAUUUUUAUUUAUUUAUUUUUUUUUUGGCAAAUAUUUUCUAUCUUCAUUAGAAUGAUUAAACCUGGGUUCUGAAGUGGCAUUCUCUGUGAGAAUGAAUGGUGGCUAUUGUUCUAUUGGAGGAAAUUGUGCAGAUACAGGUUUAAAUAGGGAACUUCAUGGAUUUAUCUUUUUAA